Molecule: messenger RNA, 1610 nt
Organism: Musa acuminata subsp. malaccensis (wild Malaysian banana)
Lineage: Eukaryota; Viridiplantae; Streptophyta; Magnoliopsida; Zingiberales; Musaceae
Product: protein IQ-DOMAIN 6-like
Molecular function (GO): protein binding
Source: RefSeq, a predicted model, not a curated record
ACACUUCCGCCGCUCUCUCUCUCGCUCUGGAGGCAUCAAUAUCUCUGCUGCAAGGUUUCUCUGGGGAGGAAAUCUGCCAAGAAAUGGGUGGUUCAGGGAAGUGGAUCAAGUCCUUGAUUGCAGGCAUCAAGAAGCAAGAGCAGGAUGGCUGUGAAAGGAGCGGUGGUGGCGAUAAUGGAAGGAGCAGGAAGUGGACGAAGCUGUGGAGGAGCUCCUCAUGGGACCACCUGUCGCUGCGGCGGGGGUCGAGGGGCAGUAGCCACCGAUCGGCAGCGUCCGACGCCUCGUCUGUCGCCGACGCGUUCACCGCCGCCGCGGCGACCGUCGUCCGCGCCCCGCCGAGGAACUUCAGGGUGGUCAGGCAGGAGUGGGCGGCCAUCCGCAUCCAGACCGCCUUCCGCGCCUUCCUGGCGAGGCGAGCGCUGCGGGCGUUGAGGGGGAUCGUGAGGCUGCAGGCCAUAGUGAGGGGGCGGCAAGUGCGGAAGCAGGCGGCAGUGACGCUGAGGUGCAUGCAGGCCCUGGUGCGCGUGCAGGCGCGCGUCCGGGCGCGGCGGGUGCGCAUGUCCACCGAGGGCCAGGCCGUGCAGAGGAUGCUCGAAGCCCAUCGGGGCCAACUGGAUCCUCUGAAGGAAGCGGAGGAAGGAUGGUGCGACAGUCCGGGCACAUUGGAAGAAGUAAGAGCGAAGUUGCAGAUGAGGCAGGAGGGAGCUGUUAAGAGGGAAAGAGCUAUUGCUUAUGCCCUUUGUCAAAAGCAAUCUUUGUCAACCGUGAGUGGGAGGUCAAAGCAAACCACAGCCUCUCUCAAGCAUCAUGGCCUUGAUAAGGGUAAUGGGAAGUGGUGCUGGUUGGAGAGGUGGAUGGCUGCCAAACCCUGGGAAAACAGGUUGAUGGAGUGUACAGGCCAGAAGGAUCUUCCUGAAGCAGAAUCCAAAGAAGACAAUUGUGGCAUCCGCACAACAUGCGGUGAACCUGGUUCAGUGAAAAUAAACAAGAACAACAUGACCAUGAGGGUUUCAGCGAGACCUCCAACCAUUACUCACAACCAUGGCUGCAGAACUCGUCCUUCCUCAUCUCCAAGCACUGAAUUAUACUACAACGAGAGUUCUGCAUCGUCGUCAUCGUUCUGCAUGUCGACGCCGAUCUCAACCAGCACUCUUUUGGGCUCAGAGAGAACAGAGGACAGCAACAGAAGUAGGCCCAGCUACAUGAGCUUGACUGAAUCAAUCAAGGCAAAACAGAGAGCUUUCAAUGUGCCGAGAAUGAUGAUGCAUGGACAUCCAUCUGCGGAUGCUCGCUCUCAUCGGAGGACUUUGUCUAGUAUUGACAUCAAGAGCACUGACCGCUUGAAUCAUUCAGCUUUUUCUUGCAAUCUGGAGAAUCCACUGCCACAAAGGGUUAAGAUUUCUAUGAGAAGCAUGGAAAAAGAAGAUGGUUACUAUGGCAAAGAACAUACUUUUGUAUCUUAUGGUUCUUGAAGUUUGGCUUCAUUACCUCGGUAUGUAUGACUUCUUUGCAUGUGUCGUGCUCGUUCAACAUCUUGUUGUAAUGUGUGAUUAUAACUUCUGAGACAACUAAAAGUUCUCACUGCCAAGAGAUUGAGAUUGUUUUUA